ACAACUCUAGCAAUUACGCUGUGCACACGCAAGACUUGCUUUGGACUUAUUAAAGAAAGCUUUUUGUGCAUGAACUGACCGUGGCCAGUUUUUGAGCACUGAGGCUCAUCCGGGACUGCACAAGAACUCCAUGGAUUUUGUCAACGACUUUGACUUGGUGAAGUUUGGCGUUAAGAAGGAGACUAUGCAGGGAAUGGAGCGAACCUUCGUGGGGCAGUGCAACCAGCUCCAAAGACCAGACUCUGUGUCCUCCACACCCGGUAGCACACCUUGCAACUCCGUCCCUUCAUCUCCGAAUCUUCAACUGAACGAGCCACGAGGACACGCGAGUGGCGACCAGUUCUGGAUGCACAGCGGCGCAUACCCACAGCAGAUGUACCCGCAGGCUUUUGGCUUGACGCCCGAGGACGCUGUGGAAGCACUGAUUGGAGCCACGGCACAGCAGGGCCCUCAUGCACAUCCACAGCAGCCACCAUUCCAGCCAGAGUACGAGAGCUACGGUCACAUGGGCGAGCCAGUGCACUACCCGGACCUGCAGAGCCACUGCCACGAGCCCUACCUGAAGGACGACCUGCGCAGCGCGUCCCCUCAGUCUCCGGAGCAAGUCCUGGGAGCUCAUCACGUCCCGCAGCAGCCACACAGUCGACACGACCGGCGCUCCAACGCAGACAUGCACUUCUCCGAUGAGCAGCUCGUGUCCAUGUCCGUGCGCGAACUUAACCGUCUGCUCCGGGGCCUGAGUAAAGACGAAGUGAUGCGGCUCAAACAGAAGCGCAGAACCCUGAAGAACCGCGGCUACGCGCAGUCAUGCCGCUACAAACGUGUACAGCAGAAGCAUAUUCUGGAGCAUGAGAAGAGCAGUCUCGUGUCACAAGUGGAGCAGCUCAAGCACGAGCUCAACAGACUAGUGCGCGAGCGGGACGCAUACAAACUCAAGUGCGAGAAACUGUCCGGGGCCAACUGCUUCCACGAGACGGGCUCUACAAGUGACAGCCCGUCGUCCCCCGAGUACCUCAUGUGAGGCCCGUGGGUUCUGUGACAGACUCUAUAGAGUGGACAGAGGACAUGCAUGCGGGCCAUGUGUGCCGGUUUAUACAGCCAUAGCCAGUGUAUUUUGUCUGACAGAUACUUGAAUCAGAGAAUAUUCCCUUUAAUCUUCAGUUACUGCCCAUCAGUGAUUCAGCUUUUUCAUUGUUUUGUUGUGUUUCUGUUGCCAAAGAACACUGCUAAUACAUGGCAUUAUUUUAAGAAGUUAUUUCUGCUGGACAGAUUAAGCAUUUUAUGUGUAUUUUUUAUCAUAAUUAUAAGAAUGGUGUUUGUUUUUUUUCCACUCGCUGUGU
Messenger RNA from Periophthalmus magnuspinnatus, 1340 nucleotides. RefSeq names its product v-maf avian musculoaponeurotic fibrosarcoma oncogene homolog Bb (gene mafbb). The transcript has a single exon. The coding region runs from base 131 to 1021 and encodes 296 amino acids. The record is from RefSeq and is a predicted model, not a curated record. Gene Ontology annotation, cellular component: nucleus. Gene Ontology annotation, molecular function: DNA-binding transcription factor activity, RNA polymerase II-specific; RNA polymerase II cis-regulatory region sequence-specific DNA binding. NCBI's taxonomy places the organism in Eukaryota, Metazoa, Chordata, Actinopteri, Gobiiformes, Gobiidae. Gene Ontology annotation, biological process: regulation of transcription by RNA polymerase II.